Ilex paraguariensis (yerba mate) is the source of this 2517-nucleotide messenger RNA. Lineage: Eukaryota; Viridiplantae; Streptophyta; Magnoliopsida; Aquifoliales; Aquifoliaceae. The record is from the annotation of a GenBank genome assembly.
UCGUAGAUGAAUAUUUUCUUGAGGGAGGGAGAGAGAGAAAAGCCAGACGUCUCUCUCCACAAGAGCUAACUAUGUAUAUGAAGGUGGCUUCUAACCCACAAAAUAGAUUCCAGAUCCAAUCUUAGAUUGCAGAAUAAGGGAAAGCAGUGUUCACACCAACCUCUAAAAUCUUCUUUUUCACGAACCCAAAAGUGUUUUUGUUGAAGUAGUAGUAUAAGCCAUCUUUCAAGUAACAUUGUUGAACUUUUAACACCUCUUCCUUUUAUUUUCGGGCAAACUCACUAGCCAGAGUUCCAUAAAAAGCGGCUAUUUUUCCGUCAUUUCACAGCAUUUCCAGAAGAAGUUGGAGGCUUGGUGAAGCUCAGGUUUUCGUGUGAGGUUUAAGGAUAGCCAUCAUGUUCAGGCUAUCGCCUCGUAGGAACCAGAGGAAUAAAGGAUUUAAGGUUAAGCAUGCUCUGCAAAUAUGUCUACUGCUUGGUAUCUGCAUCUGGCUGCUUUACCAAGUCCAGCACUCCCAUAAAAAGGCUGCAUCCUAUGGAGCAACCACAAACAUCUCACAGAAAGAACAGAAUGGGAAUGAUCUUAAUUUCGGGAGAAAGGGCCUCCUACCUCGAGAAACCAAGCCUGAGGGGCAUGAACAUUAUCAAGAGAAGGGAGAGGAAGAUGAGCACAGAGGGGAUCUUGUAGAUGGAGAUAAGGAAACAGAAGAAAGCAAAGAGAAUGAGACAAAAGAAGAAGAGAGGGAACACAAAAUAGAGAAGGAAAACGAAAAAAAGGAGAUGAAAGAAGAGGAGGCAGAAGAGAACAGAGAGAAGGAAAGCACAGAGGGUGAUGAAGUGAGGGAAAAUGAAGAAAAUGGGAGUGGUGAGAAUAAAAAGGUGGAAGGCAAAGAGAAAGAAAGUAAAGAGGAGGAGACAGAAGGAAGCAAAGAAGAGCAUAGUGGAGGGGAGAUUGAACAAAAUAAAGAGAAGGAACUCUUAGAGAAGGAGAGGGAAGAAGAAAAUGGGGAGGGCAAAGAAAAGGAAAGUGAAGACAUGGAUAUCAAAGUAGAAGAGGAGAAAAGCAAAGAGAAUGGAACUGAAGAGACCAGGGGACAAGAAAUUGAAAAUAAGGACACUGAAGAUAGGGAAGCUAAGGAUGGAGAGAGGAACCAGAGCCAAGGGACUGAGGGUGAAGAAAAAAAGAGGAAGGAGAGCAAAACAAAUAAGACUAAAGAAAAAGAGAAGGAAGAUGGCAAAGAAAAUGAGAGUAAGACUGAGGAUUCAGGUUCAUCAGACGGACAGGUUCACGAUGCAAGUGACAGUAACUAUGAAGGUGCAAAAGAGAAAAAUCACGAGGGAGAGAAUUCUUCCAGUGAAGUGGUUCAGGAUUCCCAAAAUAUGACCGAAACUGAGAAAGGAAGUAUGGAUAACUCUAAUGAGAAUCAGCAAAACAAGAACUGGGAGCAGAAUGAGUUCGAGGGGAACAGUACCAUUAGCAGUUGGGUGACCAAGGUAAAUCAGAAUGAGUCUGGCUCAAAUGUGAGAGAAAGCAAGACAACUCAGAACAAUGAUUCUUCCAAUUUGAUGGUCAAUGAGGGGAAGGAUAACAAGACCAAUCUACUGGAGAUGGUGGAAGGCUCCAAUUCUAGUACAGCUGGGACAGCCGAAUCUAAUGAACAACAUGAAGAGAAUGGUGAUGCUACUCCAUAUGAAAACAAAACAUUUGAUAGCACAGUUCCUAAUGGAGAGAAGACACAUACUGUUUCAGAGGAGCAAACCAACAAUAUUGACACCGUGGUCAGUGUUGAGAGAUCAGAUUCGAAUUUAACUUCUUUUGCAACAACUGAGAAUGUGGACUCACCGAAUGUAGAAUACAGGGAUUCUUCUAAUAAUAUUGAAUCUCUUGUUGUGGAUGGACAGAACAUCAACUCAAAUGCAUCUGCAAAAACAGAGAAUGUUUCUGUAAGUUCAAGUGGGAAUGAGAAUACUGACACAGUUCUGAGCCAGAAGUCCGAUACCAAUUCUGAAACAGGAGCAGAAGGAAAGGGUAAGUCCUCCAGGGCAGAUGAGAAUGCAGAGUCAGAUGAAAACAAAUCAGUUGAUUCUUCCAAUUCUUUGGUUCCUACAGAUGAGAAAGAAUCAUUUUCAAUCACAAAUGAAAACAUUGAAGCUGGACAGCAUGAUCAAGUUGAACCGUCCAGCUCUUCGAUUCCCCAAGAAGAGAAAGAAGCUCGCACUGACUUGGGAACAUUGCCAGAGACCGGAACUGGCGGGAGCAACCAUGAAGAUGCAGUAGCAAAGUGAAAUUCUAAUGAGUUGGUUUCUCCAGCCAUUAAUACUGAUCAAGGUAUUUAUUUUAGAUCAUUGAUUUCUCAUUUUGUGUAAUUGCAAAGGUUUGUGUGAAGUUCAGUUCUUACUACUCAUUUUCUAUGUCAUUCAGGUAAAUAAAGUAGGCAUACAAUCAAACCAGAUGUUUAUCAGUCUCUCGUGCUCCUUGUAUUAAUGGAGUCACCAUAAGAAGGAAAUGAUUUUGGAU